This is a messenger RNA of Arabis nemorensis, 357 nucleotides long. The record is from the annotation of a GenBank genome assembly. Lineage: Eukaryota; Viridiplantae; Streptophyta; Magnoliopsida; Brassicales; Brassicaceae.
AUGUGUGAAUCCCAAAGUAAUAUAUCUCAAUUCAAUCUGCUGCUUUGGUGUUGUGUGAAAAAUGACAGUGAGGAUAACCUGAGAGCAGCACUUGGUAGAAUGGGAUUGAGUUCUCGUGGAAUGGAAGACGUAAUGGAUAAAGUGCGGAACAAGCAUUAUCAGGUGAUUGAUCAUAACGUAACUAACAGGGUAAUCUUCAUAUGCAUGUUGGACUCUGCAAAACAAAAGCUUGCAUGCACCUUAACCUUUGAAGCUGUUUAUGGUACAUCGUGUGAUACUGGAAUCAACCAUCCCAACCAAUACUUCGAGGAGAGUCAGAAAAUCUUGAAAUCCAAGACGCCAACUGCUCCCGUUUAA